UUUAUCAAGAGAAACUGUCGACUAUGUACCUAGAUUUAACGUAUAACACAAGCUACCUUGUUAAAAGCUCAUUUCUCCCAAAUGUACAGCCUGUACGCAGGGUAGGAGACGAUUAUCACUUUGCCCUGACAGAAGUGAAAAUUUAUAUUCCCAUGACCAGCGAACUGACACUGUGUGAGGUAUACACCUUGGGUG
This is a messenger RNA of Candidula unifasciata, 195 nucleotides long. The record is from the annotation of a GenBank genome assembly. Lineage: Eukaryota; Metazoa; Mollusca; Gastropoda; Stylommatophora; Geomitridae.